GGAUGACAGACUUAUCGUAAGAUAAAAUAUUUACACACGAUUUUUGUUUACACAUCUUUGUGUAUUCUAAUUCAUUUAUGUAAUGAAACUAUUUGCCGAAAUGUUACUAUUACUUGAAUGUGAAUUGACGAUACUCGUUAGUUGCAAGUGAAUCAACAUGAGCAAAGGAAGACUAAGGCAGGUCCAUGCGGCUUUUGCCGGUGGCUUUGGGUCCCUCGUGAUGGGAGCCCUAAAUGUCUGGCCAUCAUACACAUCAGAACUAUAUUCUUCAAAUACAACCACACCGUUAUCAGCCCCUAUGACAAAGGGUGAAGAGGCCAUGUUGGGUAGUCUACCUUCAUUAGGAGCUAUGAUUGGAACUGCUGUCGCUGGUACAUUGAUCAAUGCUUUGGGCAGAAGAAAUGGUGGUGUUAUUUUGUCUUUGCCGUUUGUGCUAUCAUGGGCUGUAAUAUCAGUAUCGUCUUCUAUGAAUCUGAUCUUAGCAGCGAGGUUUUUCGCUGGAGUAGCUGGUGGUGGCUUUCUGGUUUUGGCACCGAUCUUCACAUCCGAAGUGGCUGAGGAUUCUAUACGAGGAGCAUUGGCUUCAGCGUCAAUAUACUUAUACUGCAUGGGAACGUUGAUGUCAUACCUUGUGGGCUGGUUCUUGUCAUACAGAACAAUUAUCUGGCUGCAAUUGAUACUUAGUAUUGUAUGCACCAUCCUCAUAUUGUUAGUUGUGGAGAGUCCUGUGUAUUUGCUAAGGAAAAAUAGAGAAGAGGAUGCCAAAGAAGCUAUUGCGAAGUAUAGAUCGGUAUCUCCUAACUCCAUGGUGGUACUGGAUGAACUAUCCAGACUGAAGCAUCAGAUCAUGCCAGCGGUAGAACUUGUGUCAGUUACAGAAAUGGAUCCGAAGGCCGAAGAAGCUGAAAAACAAAAGUUAAACAAUGAAGACAUACAAGAACCGAAGAAAAUGUCGCCAUUAAAAAUAUUAUUUGUGGCAGCCGCAUCUAGACGUGCAUUUAUGGUUGUUACUAUUGCAAUCACAUUACAGGUGUUCAUGGGUAUAAUCCCAGUGCAGGUGUACGCAAAAACUGUAUUUACUCAGACAGACCCGUCCAAGUCAGAUUUAAACACCGUGCUGUUUGCCGUCAUUCAGUUCUGUGGAGCCAUGACUUCAGCUCUUAUCGCUGAUAAAGCUGGUAGAAGGGUCCUAAUAAUAUCAUCAUCAAUACUAGUCAGUCUCUGCAUGGCUGGUCUUGGCUUCCUUUUACAAACGAAGGCAGCGCCCGCAUGGGUCACCGUGGUGCUGCUCAUGUCGUACUGCUUCUCAUUCCUCGUGGGAGCUGGUACCAUACCUUACGUGUUGCUAGCUGAAGUCUUUGAGGCCGAGGUCCAAGGGAUAGCUUCAAUGAUAAUCAUCGAAUGGGUGUGGUUCCUGAACUUCUUCAUUUUGGGUAUCUUCCCAUUCAUGACUAGUAUCUUUGGCAUCUACGGCUGUUUCUACUUCUUCGGAGCUGUAGGUCUUCUUAAUGCUGUCCAGUCUUUCAUCUUAGUACCUGAAACAAAAGGACUAUCAAAUGCGCAAAUCCAAGAUUUGUUUAGGGCAAGGAAAAAGAAUUAGGUUUUUAGGAUAAUAGCUUAUUGAUAUUGUUUUCUCGUUUUUGAGAAUAUUUUUAUUUAAGGUUUAAUUUCUUAUGUAUCAGUUUUUAUGAUACCAAUAGUUUUUACUUACAACUUUAAUUACAAUACAUUUAUUAUUUUGUGAUUUAUGUAUACAAUUUGCUGGAGAAAAUAAAUUUGAAAAUAAAAAAUUUCUUUAUUGUAUUUUGAACCUUAUGUUUAGAAAGUUAUACUCUAAAGGUACUUUACAAGUACCUUUGACUGCACGGUUGGUGCUGUGGCUGAGUACCUGGCUGCCGUGCAACGUGUCAAGGGGUUCGAUUCCCGCACUUUUAGUGUGAUCUACAAAUUGUAUCAGAUCUGGGUGACUUGUGUGUGUGAAUUUGGAACAGGAAAAAUUGGCUCCAUGGAAAUAAGAUUUAUUUAAAAAAAAUGAACAGAUGCGCUAUUAAAAAUAUAAUAUAAAAAUUAUUAAAAUUAUGAAGAGAAUUGAUUUGUAAUUGAGCUCGGUGAAUACUACGCGGGUAUAACCGUGGCACACAGCUAUAAUAAAAAUUAAGAUAUUACUAAUUUUUGUUUUAUUUACAGAUUUAUAUGUUUAUUUCAAAACUAUGUAUGUUAAUAUUAUUUGAAAUAAGUGAUCUAAGGAAAAGAAUACGGAUUUAUUAUGCGUAUUUUAUCUAUACUAAUAUUAUAAAGUGGUAAAAUUUGUAAGUUUGUAUGUAGGGGGUGAUCUUUGGAUCUCUGGUCGGAUUGCCAAAAGUCUUUCACUGAUAGAUAGCUACAAUGUUCCCGAGUGCUAUAAGCUAUAAACAUCACGGUACGAUUAAAUGGAGCCGAGCAGCGGGUGAAACCGCGCGAGAGUAGCUAGUUAACUAUAUUCUUAUAAUGAGUUAUGUGUAAUAACUACCGAUUUCUAGAAAGUAUUGAGUCACACUAGUAAACUUAAUAAGCUACGUAAAGUUGUAAC
Spodoptera exigua (beet armyworm) is the source of this 2569-nucleotide messenger RNA. The record is from the annotation of a GenBank genome assembly. Lineage: Eukaryota; Metazoa; Arthropoda; Insecta; Lepidoptera; Noctuidae.